UGGCCGCCACCGCCUCCUUCCUCCGUAGAGUCACGUGACACCAGCGCAAGAAGCUGCAAACGGCUGCACGAGCCUCCUCCUCCUCCUCCUCCUCAUCACUACCACCACCACCACCACCACCACCGUCAUCACAACCACCGCAAAGCAGCGCAGAGAGCCGACCGAGCAACCGGGAUCUUUACCGAUUCGAGGAGCCGGGCGCCAUGGCGGGCCCCCGUUAAAAAAACGAGACCCAGAUUUGAUUCUUCUCUCUUUGUUCUCCCUCGACGCCUCGCAGUCUUUCCGCGCCUUCCGCCGAGGAGGGGCCGCCGAGGAGAAGCUCUCCCUCUCCCAGCGAAGGAGGAGGCAUUACGGGGUUACGGUAGAAGCAGCAGCGGCAGCUGCGGCAGCGGCGAAGGCGGCGGCGAAGGCGGCAGCAGUCGAACCGGGGAGGUGUUGUUUUUUUACGGAACAAGCCGAAUGGCGGACCGCGAGGCGUCGCCGAUACCGUUGGAGAUCCGAGCCCGGCUCGCGGAGCUGGAGCUGGAGCUGUCAGAGGGUAUGGAGGGGCCCAUGUCCCAUCGGGCCCCCCUCGGCCCCCCCUCUGCUGCCCGUUUCCACCGGCGACGAACCUCCGGCACCAGAGACGAGCGCUACAGAUCAGACGUCCACACCGAGGCGGUGCAGGCCGUGCUGGCGCGACACGUGGAGAGGAAGGUGGCGGUGCCGAUGCCUUCCAAAAGACGUUCGCUGGUGGUGCAGACCUCCAUGGAUGCGUACACGCCUCCAGGCCUGUCGCCCCUGUGCUCAGACUCGUCGUCGGGCUCCGAGGAGGAGGCGGGGCCAGGGGACGAAAUGUCGGCCAUGGAGCACUGGAUGAGCCGCCCGUCCCACUUAGGCCCCGCCCACCUGGGCUCCACCUCGUCCUCAUCCUCGUCCACGCAGAGCGGAGGCAGCGGCAACGCCGGGCGGCUGGCCGACUCGCUUGCGCACGCGCACAUCUCGCACCUGGGGCACGCACACCUGGGACACACACACCUGGGCCAGCUGCACCACCAGCAGAGCCACCUGUCGCAGUCGCACCACGGUAUCGGCCACCUGUCUCUGAAGAGGAAGGGAGCUCUGAGCGUCGCGGAGAACGGGGGAUCUCUGCGGCGGUCCUGUGAGUUUGGAUCCGACAUGCUGUGGCCACCGCCGCUGGAGUCAGACGAGAAUCACUCCGCCCCCCCGGAUGUGACAGGCUACUCGUCGGACUCGUCCCACUCCCACACCGAGCGUCACCACAUGGCCAACAUGGGAACCAUUGCCAGGAACACGCAGAAGUACGGCAACGCGGAGCGCAUGGAGACGGGCGAUGGUGUUCCAGUCAGCAGUCGCGUGUCAGCUAAAAUCCAGCAGCUCGUGAACACACUGAAGCAGCCUCGCAGACCUCCGCUACGGGAGUUCUUUGUCGAUGACUUUGAUGAACUUCUGGAGGUCCAGCAGCCGGACCCUAAUCAGCCGCGGCCGGAGGGGGCGGAGAUGAUGCCGGUGCGGGGCGAGGCGCUGGGCGUGGUCACCAACUGGCCGCCGUCCCUGGAGGCCGCUCUCCAACGCUGGGGCACCAUCUCCCCUAAAGCCCCCUGCCUCACCAGCCUGGACACGGCAGGGAAGCCCCUCUACGUCCUCACAUACGGGAAGCUGUGGUCUCGCAGCAUCAAGCUUGCCUACAACAUCCUCCACAAACUGGGCAGCAAGCAGGAGCCCAUGGUGCGACCGGGGGAUCGGGUGAGUCACGCUCCUCCGCCGCCUCACGCCGCUUUCGCUUUCUUUGAUGCCGGCAGUCAGCAGAUUGGAUUCCUGUUGGGCAGCUGUGGCGUUACCGUGGCGCUGACCAGUGACGCCUGCCACAAGGGAUUGCCCAAGAGCGCAACAGGAGAGAUCCCACAGUUCAAAGGAUGGCCCAAGUUGCUGUGGUUUGUAACAGAGUCCAAGCACCUCUCCAAACCUCCCAGAGACUGGUUCCCUCACAUCAAAGAUGCAAACAACGACACUGCUUACAUAGAGGUGAGCAAACAGACUCAGCUGAUAUACGUGAUGAACAUGAUGCACGUGAUCAGCGUGCCCUACUCGCUGAUGAAGGUCAACCCUCUGUCAUGGAUCCAGAAAGUCUGCCAGUACAAAGCCAAGGUAGCGUGUGUGAAGUCCAGAGACAUGCACUGGGCUCUGGUGGCCCACAAGGACCAGAAGGACAUCAACCUGAGCUCGCUGCGCAUGCUGCUGGUGGCCGACGGAUCAAACCCCUGGUCCAUCUCUUCCUGCGACGCCUUCCUCAACGUCUUUCAGACUAAAGGGCUGAGAGCCGACGUCAUCUGUCCCUGCGCCAGCUCGCCCGAGGCCCUGACGGUGGCCAUCAGGAGGUCGGUGGAGGACAGCAGUCAGCCUCCGGGACGGGGCGUCCUGUCCAUGCAGGGUCUCACCUACUCGGUCGUCAGGGUGGACACAGAGGAACGUCUCUCGGUGCUCACCGUACAGGACGUCGGCACAGUGACACCAGGAGGCCUGGUGUGUGUGGUGAAACCAGAAGGCAUCCCUCUGCUCUGUCAGACGGACGAGAUCGGAGAGUUCUGCGUCUGCUCCAUCGCCACCGGCACCUCCUACUACGGCCUCACCGGCAUGACCAAGAACACCUUCGAGGUUUACCCAGUGAGCUCCAGCGGGGGUUUGGUCAGCGAGUACGCCUUUGUGCGGACCGGCCUGCUGGGCUUCAUCGGCCCCGGCGGCCUCGUCUUCAUCACCGGGAAGAUGGACGGGCUCAUCGUGGUGAGCGGGCGGAGACACAACGCCGACGACAUCGUCGCCACGGCGCUGGCCGUGGAGCCGAUGAAGUUCGUCUACAGGGGCAGGAUAGCGGUGUUCUCGGUGACCGUGCUGAGGGACGAGAGGAUCGUGGUGGUGGCCGAGCAGAGACCCGACUCCACCGAGGAGGACAGCUUCCAGUGGAUGAGCCGCGUGCUGCAGGCCAUUGACAGUAUCCACGGAGUGGGCGUGUUCUGCCUGGCUCUGGUACCGGCCAACACACUGCCUAAGACUCCUCUGGGCGGGAUCCACCUGUCAGAGAUCAAGCAGCUGUACCUGGAGGGGGGGCUGCACCCCUGCAACGUCCUCAUGUGCCCCCACACCUGCGUCACCAACCUGCCCAAACCACGGCAGAAACAGCCAGAGAUUGGACCUGCCUCUGUGAUGGUGGGGAAUCUGGUAUCAGGGAAGAGGAUCGCUCAGGCCAGCGGCAGAGAUCUGGGACAGACAGACGACAACGACCAGUUCCUGUUCCUGUCGGAGGUUUUGCAGUGGAGAGCUCAGACCACACCAGACCACAUCCUCUACACCCUGCUCAGCUCCCGGGGGGCGGUGUCCAACUCCCUCACCUGUCUGCAGCUCCAUAAGAGGGCGGAGCGCGUGGCUGCCCUGCUGAUGGAGAGAGCCGGUCUGCAGGAAGGGGACCACGUUGCUCUGGUCUACCCUCCAGGUAUUGACCUGAUCGCAGCCUUCUACGGCUCCCUGUACGCCGGCUGUGUUCCCAUCACGGUGCGACCGCCCCACCCUCAGAACAUCGCCACCACCCUGCCCACCGUCAAGAUGAUCGUGGAGGUCAGCCACUCGGCCUGCGUGAUGACCACGGCAGUCAUCUGUAAGCUGCUGCGCUCCAAAGAGGCCACGGCCACCGUGGACAUCAGGAACUGGCCGCCUGUCCUCGACACCGAUGACCUGCCAAAGAAGAAGCCUCCAGCUCUCUAUAAGCCCACCAACCCUGACGGCCUGGCCUAUCUGGAUUUCAGCGUAUCGACAACCGGCAUGCUGGCCGGAGUUCAGAUGUCCCACAAUGCCGUUGGAGCCUUCUGCCGGUCGGUGAAGCUGCAGUGUGAGCUGUACCCGUCCAGAGAAGUGGCCAUCUGUCUGGAUCCCUACUGCGGCCUCGGCUUCGUCCUCUGGUGUCUCUGCAGUGUGUAUUCAGGCCACCAGUCCAUCCUGAUCCCCCCCGUGGAGCUGGAGUCCAACCCGGCGCUGUGGCUGCUGGCCGUCAGCCAGCUGAGGGUGCGAGACACCUUCUGCUCCUACAGCGUCAUGGAGCUCUGCACCAAAGGACUCGGCCUGCAGACCGAGGCGCUCAAGGCUCGGGGCCUGGAUCUGUCCCGGGUUCGGGCAUGCGUGGUGGUGGCGGAGGAGAGGCCCAGGAUGUCGCUCACACACUCCUUCUCCAAGCUCUUCAAAGACCUCGGCCUUCACCCGCGGUCUGUCAGCACGGCCUUCGGCUGCAGAGUCAACCUGGCCAUCUGCCUGCAGGGCACUUCAGGACCGGACCCUACCACUGUGUACGUGGACAUGAGAGCGCUGCGUCAUGACAGGGUCCGCUUGGUGGAAAGAGGUUCUCCUCACAGUCUGCCGCUAAUGGAAUCUGGCAAGAUCCUCCCCGGAGUCCGCAUCAUCAUCGCCAACCCAGAGACCAAAGGCCCGCUGGGAGACUCCCACCUCGGAGAGAUCUGGGUGCACAGCGCCCACAACGGCAGCGGCUACUACAGCGGGUACGGCGAGGAGGUUCUGCAGUCGGACCACUUCAACUCCAGACUCAGUUUCGGGGACACUCAGACGGUCUGGGCCAGGACGGGGUACCUGGGCUUCCUCCGCCGCACCGAGCUCACCGACGCCAACGGAGAGAGACACGAUGCUCUGUUCGUGGUGGGAGCGCUGGAGGAGGCCAUGGAGCUGAGGGGGAUGAGGUACCAUCCCAUCGACAUCGAGACCUCCGUCAUCCGCGCGCACAAGAGCAUCAUGGAGUGUGCGGUCUUCCCCUGGACCAACCUGCUGGUGGUGGUUGUGGAGCUGGAGGGCUCCGAGCAGGAGGCCCUGGACCUGGUUCCCAUGGUGACCAAGGCGGUGCUGGAGGAGCACUACCUGAUCGUGGGCGUGGUCGUGGUGACGGACAUCGGCGUCAUCCCCAUCAACUCGCGCGGCGAGAAACAGCGCAUGCACCUCCGCGACGGCUUCUUACAAGACCAGCUGGAUCCCAUCUACGUGGCCUACAACAUGUAGCCUGAGUGUGUGUGCGUGUGUGUGUCAGCGUGUGUGUGUGUGUGUGUGUGUGUGUGUGUGUGUGUGUCAGCGUGUGUGUGUGUGUGUGUGUGUGUGUGUGUGUGUGUGUUCAGGAGCGAGCAUGCGUGUGUAUGUCGUGCAUAUUGCCGUUGUUCAUUUAUUUCUCAGAAUCAAGAUGUACUGUAUUUUUGAACCUGCGUAUGGUGUCAAGUCGUCCGUUUUCUUUAAAGUCGUGUUGUGCCUGUUGGUUGGCUGAUUGGCUGAUUGAUUGAUUGAUUCAUUGAUUGAUUGGUUGAUUGGUUGAUUGAUUGAUUGGUUGAUUGCUCAGCAUGAGCUCCUUCUUUUCUUUUUUUUUCACCCCCGUUCAACCUUACCGGGAGCUCGUCACUGUAGAAAGCCUUAGGGGGACACUGUGU
Molecule: messenger RNA, 5465 nt
Organism: Etheostoma cragini (Arkansas darter)
Lineage: Eukaryota; Metazoa; Chordata; Actinopteri; Perciformes; Percidae
Product: disco-interacting protein 2 homolog C-like
Source: RefSeq, a predicted model, not a curated record